Lolium rigidum is the source of this 999-nucleotide messenger RNA. RefSeq names its product chromatin remodeling protein EBS-like. Lineage: Eukaryota; Viridiplantae; Streptophyta; Magnoliopsida; Poales; Poaceae. The record is from RefSeq and is a predicted model, not a curated record. Gene Ontology annotation, molecular function: chromatin binding. The transcript has 5 exons. The coding region runs from base 40 to 717 and encodes 225 amino acids.
CGCGUCGCCUUCCAAUCCGUCAGCCCACCGCCGCCGGCCAUGUCCCCGACGCCGGCGAAAACGGCGGCCAAGCCGCGGCCGUCGAAACGGAUCCUGGAGUCGUACACCAUCAAGGGAUCCGACGGGGUCAUCAGCCCUGGGGAUGCUGUGCUAAUGAAGGCGCCUGACUCAUCAAAGCGUCCGUAUGUGGCAAGGGUUGAGGAAAUCGAGGCAACAGGACCUCGGGGCUCAAAUGUGAGGGUUAAAGUGCGAUGGUACUACCGACCGGAAGAGUCUAUGGGUGGGCGGCGGCCGUUCCAUGGCUCAAAGGAGGUGUUCCUCUCUGACCACCAAGAUGUGCAGAGUGCCGACACCAUAGAGUGCAAGUGCAAUGUUUACAGCUUCAAGGAGUAUACCAAGCUUGAUGCUGUCAAUGCUGAGGACUACUUUUGCCGCUUUGACUACAAGUCAAUCACAGGCAGCUUCGUGCCUGACCGCAUAGCUGUGUUUUGCAAGUGUGAGAUGCCAUACAAUCCUGAUGACCUUAUGAUCCAGUGCGACGAUUGCUCUGAUUGGUUUCACCCUGCUUGUAUCGGAAAGACCAUCAAAGAAGCAAAGAAACUUGAGAAUUUUUCCUGUGAAAGUUGUGCUGCUGAAAAUGAGAAGAAGGUUGAAAGUCCCCAUGGAUCCACAGGCCAAUCAGACGAAAAGGUGGAGUCGAAACGACGGCGAAGGUGAAUGCGCAAUCAUCCUGGACGAGAUCUCCAUCUCUUCAUGCAUGUGAUGUGGUGGAUGUACAGUGCUGUUUCCAGUUUGAUGUGCACGGCCAUUUUAGAACCUGUAACUCAGUGUCUUGUUCAGAUUGUCCUCCAUAGAGCAUUUUCUAGUGGUUGCAUAUCCAUGUGGACUUGUAGAGUCUGUUCCUUUUUUUUCCCCGUUGUGUGAGAUGGAGAGCAGUAAGCUCAAAAGGAUAUGAACUGUUUUUGUGAGAAAAAAAAAGAUAUCAACUGAAUUGUCUCU